Molecule: messenger RNA, 1642 nt
Organism: Brassicogethes aeneus
Lineage: Eukaryota; Metazoa; Arthropoda; Insecta; Coleoptera; Nitidulidae
Source: the annotation of a GenBank genome assembly
CGCGCAUGCGCAAGUUUUGACAAGAAUCAUAUGACAUUUGGGCGAGGUGAACAUUUUGUGUCUUGUGAGUUCCCGUUCUUCGUAAAGUUAGUUUAAAAUGAAGGGGGCUAUAUUUAACAUAGACAGUGGAUAUUUGGAGGGUUUGUGCCGGGGCUUUAAAUGCGGCAUUCUGAAGCAAACAGAUUACCUAAAUUUAGUGCAAUGCGAAACUUUAGAGGAUCUUAAAUUACAUCUUCAAGGUACCGAUUAUGGUACGUUUUUGGCCAAUGAGCCCUCUCCAUUGGCCGUAUCAACAAUUGAUAACAAACUAAGAGAAAAACUCGUCAUCGAGUUCCAGCAUAUGAGGAAUCAUGCUGUUGAGCCUCUUUCAACAUUUUUGGACUUCAUUACAUACAGUUACAUGAUUGACAAUAUUAUUUUACUUAUCACUGGCACAUUACAUCAACGUCCAAUUGGUGAAUUGAUUCCAAAAUGUCACCCCCUUGGCAGCUUUGAGCAGAUGGAGGCUAUUCAUGUUGCAUCAACUCCAGCAGAAUUGUACAAUGCUGUUUUAGUAGACACUCCACUUGCUCCAUUCUUUGUUGACUGUAUCAGUGAACAAGAUUUAGAUGAGAUGAACAUUGAAAUUAUUCGUAAUACUCUUUACAAGGCCUAUUUGGAGGCUUUCUAUGAAUUCUGUAGCAACAUUGGAGGAACAACUGCCGAUGCUAUGUGCGAAAUUUUGGCUUUUGAAGCUGAUCGUCGUGCUAUUAUUAUUACUAUCAACUCUUUUGGUACCGAGUUAAGCAAAGAUGAUAGGGCUAAAUUGUACCCUCGUUGUGGAAAACUGAACCCAGAUGGUUUGGCUGCUUUAGCUCGUGCUGAAGAUUAUGAACAAGUAAAAGCUGUUGCUGAAUAUUAUGCAGAGUAUUCUAAAUUGUUUGAAGGAGCUGGAAACAAUCCUGGCGAUAAAACUUUGGAAGAUAAGUUCUUUGAACAUGAGGUACGUUUAAAUAUUAACGCUUUUAUGCAACAAUUCCACUUUGGAGUGUUCUACUCCUACUUGAAGUUAAAAGAACAGGAAUGCCGCAACAUUGUAUGGAUUGCUGAGUGUGUCGCACAAAAACACAGGGCCAAAAUAGACAACUACAUCCCAAUAUUCUAAGCACUAAAUCAUUCCAUUAUCCAUAUCCUAAAUUAUAAAUAUGUAGAUCCUCUUUUAAAUAUUCUCAGUAUUUUGUUGUAAAUGUCAAAAAAUAUUGCAAUGUUUUAUCCCAACUUGGGACCCCCAUCUUGGGACUCCCAACUUGGGACUCCCAAGUAACAAUCAUGUAAAAAUAGGUAUAGUUUAUGUAUAUUAUCUUUUACGUUAAUUACGCAAUGUGGUUUAUUGAUUAUUUUAUUUUCUGUACAGAUUUUAAGCCAUUUCGAUGUUGAAAUUGUAAAAAAGUAUAGAAUAUAGUGUUUAUUAUUGUUUUAUUGUGCUAUUAAUUAACAGAAUAAAUAUUUGUGGCACAUCUCUUCCUAUUUCAUAAAGUUAUGUUCAUAAUAAUAAUUAUUAUGAUUAUGGAGAAUAAAAGUAAAGAUUACUUUAAUAACAAAAUAGUGCCAUUGACUCAAUGCUAGUGCUAUCUGAGGAAAUAUGAAAAUUUUAAAAGGGUUG